Molecule: messenger RNA, 714 nt
Organism: Ramularia collo-cygni
Lineage: Eukaryota; Fungi; Ascomycota; Dothideomycetes; Mycosphaerellales; Mycosphaerellaceae
Exons: 3
Coding region: 1-714 (237 amino acids)
Source: RefSeq, a predicted model, not a curated record
AUGUCGACUGAAGAUGGACGCCUCCAGACCCACAGCAGUCAUAGCAACGACGCAUCAGACCCGGGCUUCAUGUACAAGCAGCAGUGGGUGCAAGACCUAGUUUCGCAGCUGUGUUUGUUCGUGCAAACCAAUACGGACUGGAUGGGCGUCAGGGAUGAAAUCGACCGACCGGCGAGAGUGCUUGACUAUGCUUGUGGAAAUGGUGCUCUUUCCAAGGCCUUGGCAGAUGUAACUACCCACACGACGUUUCGUGGCAUUGACAGCUCUGCCGCCCAAGUUCAGCGCUUCAACGAUGCUGCUCAAGCUUUGCCCGACGAUAGCCAGCUGCGGAUGCUGGCAGCUCAGGGAAAUCUUCAGGAGGAAGACGCGAAAUUCGAGAGUGCAGAAUGGUAUCACUUUGAUGUGGCCUUGAUCAGCAUGGCGCUACACCAUGUUUCCAGUCCGUCUGAUAUGCUCAAGAAGCUUGCCUCAAGGGUAUCGACUGGUGGGUGCGUCGUCAUAGCAGAGUUCCUCACCGAAGAGACGCAUCUCUUGGGCGACCAGGGACACGGCAAGUGGCCUGGAUUCACCAAGCAGAGUUUGCAACAGGCAAUGGAACAAGCCGGGCUGGUUGACGUUGAGAUGAGGACUGAUCCAAAGCCUACCGUUAUACCGGCCGAAUUUGGUGGUAACAAGCAGAUUGUUUUCGCUAAGGGCAGGACUGUGGCCUCUUGA